CGCGCGUAGUGAGGCGCAGGAAACUAGCGUCGUUUCAUGCUACACGCGAAAACUUUUGCUAAUUAUGGUGCUGUUGCACGUGCUGUUUGAGCACGCGGCGGGCUAUGCCCUCUUCGCGGUCAAAGAGGUGGAGGAGAUUGGCAUGCUGCUCCCGCAGGUGGAGGAAAGUGUGCUCAACAUCGGGAAGUUCAACAACAUGGUGAACCUAUCUGCGUUUUUCCCCUUCAAGUCAGCCCAGGCGGCCCUGGAGAACAUCAAUGCCAUCUCCGAAGGAGUUGUGCAUGCAGACCUGAAGUUGUUCCUUGAGACAAAUCUGCCCCCCGGUGGUAAGAAGAAGAAAGCAGUGUUAGGGGUGUGUGAUGCAAAGAUUGGAGCGGCACUGCAGGAGGAGCUGGGGAUCUCCUGUCAGACGGGGGGUGUUGUGGCAGAGAUUAUCAGAGGUGUGCGUCUGCACUUUCACUCCCUCGUCAAGGGGCUGACCGCCCAGGCUGCGUCCAAGGCCCAGCUGGGUCUGGGCCACAGCUACUCCAGGGCAAAGGUCAAGUUCAACGUGAACCGGGCCGACAACAUGAUCAUCCAGUCCAUCGCCCUGCUGGACCAGCUGGACAAGGACAUCAACACCUUCUCCAUGCGUGUGCGUGAGUGGUACGGGUACCACUUCCCCGAGCUGGUGAAGAUCGUGAGCGAGAACUCCAUGUACUGCCGUGUGGCCCGGCUGAUCGGGAACAGGAAGGAGCUGAGCGAGGAGAAGCUGGAGGCCCUGGAGGAGGUGGUGAUGGACAGCGCCAAGGCCCAGGCCAUCCUGGAGGCGUCCCGCAGCUCUAUGGGGAUGGAUAUUUCCCCGAUCGACCUGAUCAACAUCGAGAGCUUCUCCAGCAGAGUGAUCUCCCUUGCGGAGUACCGGCAGGAGCUGCAGGAGUACCUGCGCUCCAAGAUGGGCCAGGUGGCCCCCAACCUGGCCGCCCUCAUCGGGGAAGUGGUCGGGGCACGUCUCAUCUCCCACGCCGGGAGCCUGACCAACCUGGCCAAGUACCCAGCGUCUACGGUGCAGAUCCUGGGAGCAGAGAAGGCCUUGUUCAGAGCCCUGAAGACUCGAGGGAACACCCCCAAAUACGGCCUGAUCUUCCACUCCACCUUCAUUGGCCGCGCCGCUGCCAAGAACAAGGGCCGCAUCUCCCGCUACCUGGCCAACAAGUGCACCAUCGCCUCGCGCAUCGACUGCUUCUCAGAGGUGCCCACCAGUGUUUUCGGGGAUAAGCUGCGUGACCAGGUGGAGGAGCGCCUGUCCUUCUACGAGACGGGCGAGGCGCCACGCAAGAACCUGGACGUCAUGAAGGAGGCCGUGACUGAGGCUGCGCAGGUGGCAGCGGAGAUCAAGAGGAAGCUGGAGAAGAAGGAGAAGAAACGAAAGAAGCGCGAGAAGAGGAAGCUGGAGGCCCUCUCCACGGCCGAGGAAGAGGAGGAGGGCGAGGUGAAGAAGGCCAAGGUGGCCGAAGAGGAGACUGGGGAGAACGGAGAAACAGAAACACCCGUGAAGAAGAAGAAAAAGAAGAAGAAGCAGGCUGAGGAGGAAGAGGAGAGCCAGGGUGAGGACAAGACCAGCAGCCAGGAGAACGGAAUGCCGGAAGAGACAGAAACCCCUGUGAAGAAGAAGAAGAAGAAGAGGAAGCAGCCUGAGGAGGGGGAGGGGCAGAAGGAGGGAGAGGUAACGACGGAAGAAGAAGCGGUGGAGGAAGCAACGCUCGCAGAGAACGGUUUGGAGGACACGACCCCGGCCAAGAAGAAGAAGAAGAAGAGAAAGAGCGAGGUGGUGGAGGCGGAGGCGGAGGCAGAGGCAGAGGUAGAGGAGGAGCCUCCCCAGGUGGAGAAGAAGAAGAAAAAGAAGAAGAACAAAGAGGCGGAGGAGGUGGCCGGCGAGUAGAGAACAGCGUCCUGUGGAGCGGACUUUUUGUACUGGACAGUAUUUUAUACUCCUGUCAACUGAUAUGAAAGCCUGUGAUGUGUAUCUGUCUUGCUCGCUUAUGAAAAAAUGAAGCGUCAUUCAACAUCUUUAUUAAAGUUUUGCGAACUGGCUUUUAGAUUACGCCCCACUCCCACCCCACCCCCAUCAUUUACCUGUUCGAAAAAAGCUCUUUCAAGUGGUAGUCAGUCGAAAAUCCUGCUUAUGUGAAACGGUCUCAAAGCACCUUACGUGGUCUGUGAAGGCUGGAGUGUCCAGUCACACACAGCUUUGUGCCUUGGAGUUAGCUCAGCGUUGCGCUUCGCACCCAUUCAGUGCUGAAGCUCUGAAGCAGCUGCUGCAGUGUUAAUUCAUAACCAUGUCCUCAUGAUCAGUGAUUCUGUGUCACUCUGCAUGUAUUUCAUGUUAUUUUCAUACAUCUACAGCCCCUGUUUUCACCCUUUUGUGCAAAUGAGAGUAAAUGUGUGGUGUUGGAGAGGUCAGGUAUGAGCUGCAGCCAUUAAAGAUGGAUUUGUAAAUAUUAACUCAUUGUGACCUUGGUGAUAGUUGAGACCCUGCCACACUUAAAGUGACUUUUAGUAUGUUACAGUUAAUCAGUGCUUGAAAUCAUGGAUGUCAGUUAUUUUAAUGCCAUUGAAAUAAUUUCAUGUAGUGUAUGUAUCCAUGUCACAACUUUGACAGCAAGUCGUACUCAUAGCAUUACUCGAGACACCGAAAUGUUGGUUGAUUAUUUAGCGUAUGUAGAUGAAGCAAAAAAUGAUCUUUUCUAAUAAAAGUUCUCCUUUGGAUUAAUGUCUCCUGAGUUGGAAGUGAGCAGCUAGAUUUGCAUGUGUGUGCGUAUUUUGUGCCAUUACCGAACUGUAAACUUAGGAUCACUAUGUGGGGGAGCACUUUGUGAAGGUUCCUACAUAGCCAAGCAAGGAGUCAAUUUUGCACUAACACAAGGAGUUUAGUUUUUCUCUAACAGUUACUAGUGGAAUUAGCUGAGGGAGCAGAGACUUCUCAGUGUUUAAGACCAAGUUUGACACAAUGCCAGAUUACACUGUAAACUGUAGGUAAAAUGAUGAGCCUCAAAGGGCUAAAUGGCCUAUUCUCAUCACUGAAUUAUUGCUCUUGUAAGACCUGCAUAAUGCAUUUGUAAGCAAUACAUUAACAUGCAUAUAUACUUAUUCCAACUGAAAUAAACUAACACAACAUGGUGAUGUUUCACACUCUGAUUAUGUCAGGAUGAUGUAAGUUUUCAGUUAGCAAUAGGAUCAAUGGAUGUGCGUGUGCAAUGCUUAUGAAUUUGUCAUGUAGGGCCUACGGCAGGUUUAUGCAGUUAUCUAGCACCCUUCACUCUAAGUGUUUCUCCACAUAGUUCACAUGGUAUAGUCACUGGAGGGAUGCAGGAAUAUGCUUUCAUGUAACUGGUGACCUACCGCUCAAACUGCAUUUCAGGAUUUACAUGCAUUGAGCUUGAAAGGUGGUCCUAAACCCAGGUGGUGACUUGAGUCUACCGUAGGGGUCAUUUAUGGAUAGGAAGAAGUGUACAAGAUUUGUCAAGAUAAAGGUGCCAUUUAACAUUUCUUUUGACCAAUGCAUUAUACACUACAGACCGUUUCUGGAAUCAGCUAGGAUCAGGCGUUUGCUUUUUGCUACUGUUAAGUGUAAAUAAUGCUACAUUGGCAGGAGGUGAAGGUCAGCUGUCAAACCAGUUUGAAAAGUUCUGCUGAUAUUCCUCCACUUUUGCUUAUGUGGAAGCAUCUGUCAAUGCCAUAUUUUUUA
Molecule: messenger RNA, 3727 nt
Organism: Megalops cyprinoides (Indo-Pacific tarpon)
Lineage: Eukaryota; Metazoa; Chordata; Actinopteri; Elopiformes; Megalopidae
Product: nucleolar protein 56-like
Exons: 13
Coding region: 65-1921 (618 amino acids)
Cellular component (GO): small-subunit processome; box C/D methylation guide snoRNP complex
Molecular function (GO): snoRNA binding
Source: RefSeq, a predicted model, not a curated record